This is a messenger RNA of Poecilia latipinna (sailfin molly), 1967 nucleotides long. It is a transcript of the gene chrnb1, whose product is annotated as cholinergic receptor, nicotinic, beta 1 (muscle). Lineage: Eukaryota; Metazoa; Chordata; Actinopteri; Cyprinodontiformes; Poeciliidae. Gene Ontology annotation, biological process: monoatomic ion transmembrane transport. Gene Ontology annotation, molecular function: acetylcholine-gated monoatomic cation-selective channel activity; transmembrane signaling receptor activity. The record is from RefSeq and is a predicted model, not a curated record. The transcript has 10 exons. Gene Ontology annotation, cellular component: postsynaptic membrane. The coding region runs from base 65 to 1465 and encodes 466 amino acids.
UCCUUCCCAUGGUGUUUUCUGCUCUUUGUGUUGUUGAGGCGCUGUGGAGGCAGAGCAGGCCUUGAUGAAGAAAGUCUUCACUGACUACAACCUGAAGGUCCGGCCGGCUCGCACCCCCGAAGAGAGGGUGGUGGUCCGCGUGGGGAUGAUCCUCUCCUCCUUCGUUGGGCUGAAUAUGAAGAAUGAGGAAAUGAGCACCAUUGUUGUCAUGAACCUGGAAUGGACGGAUUAUCGGCUCACCUGGAAACCCAAGCAGCACGAUGGGAUUGAGGUGCUGCGCGUCCCGUCUGGGAAGGUGUGGCUUCCUGACAUCGUUCUCAUCAAUAAUAACGACGGCGUGUUCGACGUUGCCCUUCAGGUCCACGUUCAGGUUUACAGUAACGGCAGGGUAACAUGGACGCCUCCCGCUCUAUACUGCAGCUCCUGUGGAGUCAAGGUUACAUAUUUCCCGUUUGACUGGCAGAACUGCACCAUGCAGUUUCGCUCUUACACGUACGAUUCGACUGAGGUUGACCUGCAGUACGCGAGAGACUCGAAAGGCAAGGAGAUCAAGGAGAUCCAGUUGGAUGGAGGCUUUAGUGAGAGCAGCGAGUGGUACAUCAGACACAAGCCAAGCAGGAAGAUCACGAACGACGACACGUACGAGGAAAUGACUUUCUACCUGAUCAUAGAGAGAAAACCUCUCUACUACAUCAUCAACAUCAUCAUUCCCUGCAUCCUCAUCACAAUCAUCGCCAUUUUCAACUUCUACCUGCCUCCAGAUGCAGGAGAGAAGAUGGGUCUGUCCAUCAAUGUGCUGCUGACCCUGACUGUGUUCCUGCUGCUGCUGGCCGAUAAGAUCCCAGAGACCUCGCUGGGCGUCCCCAUCAUCGUCAACUACAUCAUGUUCACCAUGAUCUUGGUCACCUGCUCCGUCAUCCUGAGCGUGGUCGUCCUCAACCUGCACCACCGCUCGCCCAACACCCACAUGAUGCCCAUGUGGGUGCGCAAGAUCUUCAUCCACAUGCUGCCUCCUUACCUCUACAUGAUGCGUCCCAAAGUGGAGACGCCGCUUUCCCUCGAGAUGAUUCCCCGCAGGGAGAAGCAGAUGGUGAUGACCAUCAGCAAAGCCGCCGACGAGUAUUUCAUCCGCAAGCCGGACUUGUCCAUCCUGUUCCCCAAGCCCAACAGGUUCCAGCCAGAGGGGCUUUGCACCGAUUUGAAGAAGUUCAUUGACGGCCCGAGCUCCUACCUCACUCUGCCUGACGAGCUCAAGUCGGCCAUCGACGCCAUCACGUACAUCGCUGAGGCUCUGCAGGCUGAGAAAGACUACGAAGCGCUGAAAGAGGACUGGCAGUUCGUGGCCAUGGUGGUGGACCGCAUGUUCCUCUGGAUCUUCGUCGUCUUCACCACUGUGGGCACUCUGGCCAUUUUCGCAGACGCCAGUUUCAAUCACACACCCACAGAUCCCUUCAUAUUAGCCUGAAACGGUUUGGUGUUCCUUCAGGAAAACGGAGGAGAGCAUUCUCCCGCAAGCGUCAACAGGAAAAUAUAAGCACUGUUGGCCCGAACUUGGUAAUCCCUUGGUGUCGGUUAGUGCUUGGACUGUAACAACCAGUCUAAAUUUAGCAUAAUCCAUAAUACAUAUUGGUGAUUUAAAGCAUUUUAGCUGCAGAUAUGUCAACAUGCUGUUAACACAUAAACACCAUGAAAAAGCAGCUGCUGUAAUAAGCUGGCUAGUUGCCUUUGAGAGAGCGUGGCACAUGCCUGGGGGAUAUUUCUGCAGCCAAAGUAAUCCUAUUUGUGCUUUAGACACUGGUGUAUAGGCUAAUCUUGUGUCGGAGUCCAGAACAUCAGUGUCCCCCGUGUCUCACUUUGUCAGGGGACGCAAGGACGCCACGUGUCCUUUAUGGUACAUACAUAGCUGCAAACGUGCUUUUGUUUUUGUCAUUUCAAUAAAGAUCUGAGGGGAGGAUAUAUAUCAAAGG